This is a messenger RNA of Cygnus olor (mute swan), 8497 nucleotides long. RefSeq names its product calcium voltage-gated channel subunit alpha1 I (gene CACNA1I). Lineage: Eukaryota; Metazoa; Chordata; Aves; Anseriformes; Anatidae. Bases 223 to 6537 code for a protein of 2104 amino acids. The record is from RefSeq and is a predicted model, not a curated record. Gene Ontology annotation, biological process: sodium ion transmembrane transport; positive regulation of calcium ion-dependent exocytosis; calcium ion transmembrane transport. Gene Ontology annotation, molecular function: voltage-gated sodium channel activity; low voltage-gated calcium channel activity. Gene Ontology annotation, cellular component: neuron projection; voltage-gated calcium channel complex; plasma membrane. The transcript is spliced from 36 exons.
CUUUUAAAGCGAUUUCUGCUCUUUGUUUUCUAUGUAUUUAUUUCAGCCAGGACUACUCUGAGUGCUGAUGGGGAUAACACAUGCCUGGGGGAUUAAAGAUGACAGCUGGAUUGUGCUCAGUGGUGCCCAGUGACAGGACAAAAGGUGAUGGGCAUAGACUGAAGCAUGGGAAAUCCCAUAAGUUUUCCUUGACUCUUUUCCACCUGGUUUGAAUGUGUCAGCAUGAUGGUGAUUUUGCUAAACUGCGUUACCCUGGGGAUGUACCAGCCAUGUGAGGAUAUGGACUGCCUGUCUGACAGGUGUAAAAUCUUGCAGGUAUUUGAUGAUUUCAUCUUUAUCUUCUUUGCAAUGGAAAUGGUUUUAAAGAUGGUGGCCCUGGGGAUCUUUGGCAAGAAGUGUUACCUCGGGGAUACCUGGAACCGCCUGGACUUCUUCAUUGUUAUGGCUGGGAUGGUGGAGUACUCCCUGGAUCUCCAAAACAUUAACUUGUCUGCAAUCCGUACUGUCCGCGUCCUGAGACCCCUGAAAGCUAUCAACCGUGUGCCUAGCAUGCGCAUCCUUGUGAAUUUGCUCCUGGACACCUUGCCCAUGCUGGGGAACGUCCUCCUCCUCUGCUUCUUUGUCUUCUUCAUCUUCGGCAUCAUCGGGGUGCAGCUGUGGGCUGGGCUGCUCCGCAACCGCUGCUUCAUGGAGGAGAACUUCACAAUACAAGGUGACAUUGUCCUCCCACCUUAUUACCAGCCUGAGGAAGAUGAUGAAAUGCCCUUUAUCUGCUCGCUGUCAGGAGACAAUGGAAUCAUGGGCUGUCACGAGAUCCCGCCCCUGAAGGAGCGGGGCCAUGAGUGUUGUUUGGACAAGGACGAUUAUUAUUAUUACAACUCAGUCCGGCAAGAGUUCAACAUCAGUGGCAUGUGUGUCAACUGGAACCAGUACUACAACGUGUGCCGUACAGGAAACGCCAACCCGCACAAGGGUGCUAUCAACUUUGACAAUAUUGGGUAUGCCUGGAUUGUGAUAUUUCAGGUGAUCACACUGGAAGGGUGGGUGGAGAUCAUGUACUACGUGAUGGAUGCCCAUUCAUUCUAUAAUUUUAUCUACUUUAUCUUGCUGAUAAUUGUGGGCUCCUUCUUCAUGAUUAACCUGUGCCUGGUGGUCAUCGCCACGCAGUUCUCAGAGACCAAGCAGCGGGAGCACCAGCUGAUGCAGGAGCAGCGGGCCCGGUACCUCUCCUCCAGUACUGUCGCCAGCUACAUGGAGCCGGGAGACUGCUACGAGGAGAUCUUCCAAUAUGUCUGCCACAUCGUGCGCAAAGCCAAACGCCGCACCCUUGGGUUGUACAACAGCAUACAGAGCCGGCGCCAGGGCCACGUGGAGCCAAGCGAUGCCAAGCUAGGGAUGAACAGGAAAAGCCAGAGGCACUACAGGCUUUGCCAACAGCACAACUCUCUUGACUGCCCUCCUCAGGGCUUGGUCCAGCCCAUUGCUGUGACAACAACCUCUGAUCCCACCAACUGUCCCCGAUGCCACAGGGGGGAACAUGACGCAUCCCGAAGACUCUCUGUCCUGGGCAGCGCUGAUUCAGACCAGGAGGACGGAGGAGCCAGUGAAGAGGAGGGAGAGGGCAGCAGAGGGGACCAGGGUGCCUCAGCACCGGAGAAGGAGGAGGAGGAGGUGGAAGAAGGUGGACGGCUGAAGCUCUGCAGUGACAUGUGGCGGGAAGUGAGGGUCAAGCUUCGAGGUAUUGUGGACAGCAAGUACUUCAACCGUGGGAUCAUGAUCGCAAUCCUCGUGAACACCAUCAGCAUGGGCAUUGAGCACCACGAGCAGCCAGAGGAACUGACCAACAUCUUGGAGAUAAGCAACGUUGUCUUUACAAGCAUGUUUGCCCUAGAGAUGAUCCUGAAACUCGCUGCUUUUGGUCUCUUUGAUUACCUCCGCAACCCCUACAACAUCUUUGACAGCAUCAUCGUCAUCAUCAGCAUCUGGGAGAUCAUCGGCCAGUCGGAUGGAGGCCUCUCUGUGCUGAGGACUUUCCGCCUCCUGCGGGUGCUGAAGCUGGUGCGUUUCAUGCCCGCACUGCGCCGCCAGCUCGUGGUGCUGAUGAAGACUAUGGACAAUGUGGCCACCUUCUGCAUGCUCCUUAUGCUCUUCAUCUUCAUCUUCAGCAUCCUGGGAAUGCACAUCUUUGGUUGCAAGUUCAGCCUCAGGACGGACACAGGAGAUACAGUUCCUGACCGGAAGAAUUUCGACUCCCUGCUGUGGGCCAUCGUCACCGUCUUCCAGAUCCUAACCCAAGAGGACUGGAAUGUUGUGCUCUAUAAUGGCAUGGCCUCCACCUCACCAUGGGCAUCCCUUUACUUUGUGGCUCUCAUGACAUUUGGCAAUUAUGUGCUCUUCAAUCUGCUGGUGGCCAUCCUUGUGGAGGGAUUCCAGGCUGAGGGUGAUGCCAACCGGUCAUACUCGGAGGAAGAUCAGAGUUCAUCAAACAUAGAGGAGUUGGAUCAGUUCCAAGAGGUCCAGGAAGGCUCAGAUCCCAAGCUGUGUGCAAUUCCUGUGACACCAAAUGGACACUUGGACCCGUCCUUGCCCUCCUCCAACCCACCAGUGGCUGCUGGGGGGGUCACCAACUCCUCGCGCAACUCCCUGCAGCCUGACCAGAUCCGUGUUGCUGUUGGCUCCCGGAAGAGCAGCGUGAUGUCCCUGGGGAGAAUGACCUAUGACCAGCGGUCCUUGUCCAGCUCUCGCAGUUCCCACUACGGGGCCUGGGGCCGCAGUGGGGCCUGGGGGAGCCGUCGCUCCAGCUGGAACAGCCUGGCCCGAGGACACAGCUUGAAGCACAAACCUCCCUCUGCCGAGCACGAGUCCCUCCUGUCUGGGGAGAGGCACAGGGCAGGAGAUGGGGAGCCAGAUGGGGCAGGGAGGAGGGUAUUUCAUCACCGCCGGACGCUCUCCCUGGACAACAAAGGCUCCUGUGACCUGCUGGAGUUGGCCUCUGUCCCAUCCAGCCACAGAGGGACCCGUAAGCUCGGGACAGUAUCAGGGGCCAGCGAGCAUCAGGACUGCAAUGGCAAAAUGCCCAGUAUUGCCAAGGAGAUCUUCCCAAAGAUGAACAACCGCAAGGAGCGGGGGGAGGAUGAUGAAGAGAUCGAUUAUAGCCUGUGCUUUCGCAUCCGGAAGAUGAUGGAAGUCUAUAAGCCAGACUGGUGUGAGCUCCGGGAAGACUGGUCCAUAUAUCUCUUUUCUCCUCAAAACAGGUUUCGUCUACUCUGCCAAACCAUCAUUGCUCACAAGCUCUUUGACUAUGUUGUGCUGGCCUUCAUCUUCCUGAACUGCAUCACCAUUGCCCUGGAGAGACCGCAGAUUGAACACAGAAGCACGGAGAGAAUCUUUCUUACUGUGUCCAACUACAUUUUCACAGCAAUUUUCGUAGCUGAGAUGACGCUGAAGGUGGUUUCUCUAGGCCUGUAUUUUGGCGAUCAGGCUUAUCUCCGCAGCAGCUGGAACAUCCUGGAUGGCUUCUUGGUCUUUGUGUCUCUCAUCGACAUUGUGGUCUCGGUGGCUUCUGCUGGUGGUGCCAAAAUCCUGGGGGUGCUGCGGGUCCUCCGGCUGCUGCGCACCUUACGGCCCCUCCGAGUUAUCAGCCGAGCCCCUGGCCUGAAGCUGGUGGUGGAGACACUCAUUUCUUCCCUCAAGCCCAUAGGAAACAUUGUCCUCAUCUGCUGUGCUUUCUUCAUCAUCUUCGGGAUCCUGGGUGUGCAGCUCUUCAAAGGCAAGUUCUACCACUGCCUGGGGGUCGACAUCAGGAACAUCACCAACCGAUCCGACUGCGUGGCUGCCAACUACAAGUGGGUGCACCACAAGUACAACUUUGAUAACCUGGGACAGGCCCUGAUGUCUCUCUUUGUUCUGGCUUCCAAGGAUGGCUGGGUCAAUAUUAUGUAUAAUGGACUAGAUGCUGUGGCUGUAGACCAGCAGCCGGUCACCAACAACAACCCGUGGAUGCUCCUCUACUUCAUCUCCUUCCUCCUCAUCGUCAGCUUCUUCGUGCUCAACAUGUUUGUGGGGGUGGUGGUGGAGAACUUCCACAAGUGCCGGCAGCACCAGGAGGCUGAGGAGGCACGCCGGCGGGAAGAGAAGCGCCUGCGGCGCCUGGAGAAGAAGAGAAGGAGUAAGGCACAGCCUAAGUGUUUGGUCGAAGCGCAGCGUUUGCCGUACUAUGCUACCUACUGCCCCAUACGCCUCCUUAUCCAUUCGGUCUGCACCAGCCACUAUCUGGACAUCUUCAUCACUUUCAUCAUCUGCCUCAACGUGGUCACCAUGUCCUUGGAGCACUACAACCAGCCUGUGUCCCUGGAGACAGCUCUUAAGUACUGCAACUACCUGUUCACUACUGUCUUUGUGUUGGAGGCAGUUCUCAAGCUGGUGGCAUUCGGUCUGCGGCGAUUCUUCAAAGACAGGUGGAACCAGCUAGAUCUAGCCAUUGUGUUGCUGUCUGUUAUGGGCAUCACACUGGAAGAGAUUGAAAUCAAUGCUGCUCUCCCAAUUAACCCCACUAUCAUCCGGAUCAUGAGGGUGCUGCGCAUUGCCCGGGUCCUGAAGCUACUGAAGAUGGCCACAGGAAUGCGAGCACUCCUGGACACAGUUGUUCAAGCCCUGCCACAGGUGGGGAACCUUGGACUGCUUUUCAUGCUCCUCUUUUUCAUCUACGCUGCUCUAGGAGUGGAGCUCUUUGGAAAACUAGUAUGCAAUGACGAGAACCCCUGUGAGGGCAUGAGCCGUCACGCCACCUUUGAGAACUUCGGGAUGGCCUUCCUCACGCUGUUCCAGGUGUCCACAGGUGACAAUUGGAACGGGAUCAUGAAGGAUACCUUACGUGACUGCAGCCAUGAUGACCGGAGCUGCCUCAGCAACCUGCAGUUCAUCUCCCCACUGUACUUUGUCAGCUUUGUGCUCACAGCCCAGUUUGUCCUCAUCAAUGUGGUGGUAGCCGUGCUCAUGAAACAUCUGGAUGACAGCAACAAGGAAGCCCAGGAGGAUGCGGAGAUGGAUGCUGAGAUUGAGCUGGAAUUUGCACAUGGGCUGUGCUCCCGCAAGUCAGGCUCUCCGAAUUCAGGGCAGGGAAAAGGAGCAGGAGCAGGAACAGGAGGCAGUGGUGGGAGAACAGAUCCUGAAGGACGUCUGUGCAUGAGAUGCUACUCUCCGGCACAGGAGAACUUAUGGCUGGACAGUGUCUCUUUAAUUAUUAAGGACUCCUUCGACGGGGAGUUAAUGAUCAUCGAUAACCUAUCGGGCUCCGUCUUCCAUCAUUACUCCUCGCCGGCCAUGUGCGAGAAGUGUAACCAUGACAAGCAAGAGGUCCAGCUGGCCGAAAUGGAAGCGUUAUCUCUCAACUCAGACAAGUCCUCUUCCAUCCUUCUAGGAGAUGAGUCAGAUAAUCGCAGCACUUCUCAGCUGAGUCCUAAGGAGACCAAGGAUGGCAAGGACAGCCCUGACUCCACUGGGGUAGGAGAUUUAGGGGAAUGCCUCCUCCCAAUAUCCAGCGCGGAUGGCUCUACAAACCCAGACAGUUACUUGUGCGAAAUGGAGAAAACUCCUUUCAACUCAGUCCAGUCUUGGCUAAAGCAUGAAGGUACCAAAGUCCCUCCCAGCCCCUUUUCUCCAGGUACAUCUUGCCCUCUGUUACCUGUACCAGCAGAAUUUUUCCACCCAGCCAUCUCUACCACCCAGACAGGGCCUGAGAAGGUCUCGUCUCCACGCAACCUUCCUAAGAUCUCUCUGCAAGGCUCAUGGGCAUCACUGAGGUCUCCGAGUGUGAACUGUUCACUUCUUCACCAGGCCCCUGAGAGUGACACCUCGCUGGACAGCCGGAGCAGCAGCUCGGCGGGCAGCCUGCAGACCACACUGGAGGACAGCCUCAACCUCAGCGACUCUCCCCAGUGCACCCUAGACCUCCCGGUGGGCCUGUGCCCCGUACCAGCCGCUGGCGACCAAAGACCCCUGGCGGCCCCCCUCUCCCCGGCCUCCCGUCGCCGCAGCUUGCGGGGCCGGGGGCUCUUCAGCCUGCGGAGCAUCCGCCGGCACCAGCGGAGCCACAGCAGCGGUGGAAGCACCAGCCCCGGCUGCACCCACCAUGACUCCAUGGACCCCUCGGACGAGGAGGGGGCAGGCAGCAGCCUGCGGGGGGGCGGCAACAACAGCGAGCCCUCGGAGACCCUCAGCAGCCUCUCGCUCACCUCCCUCUUCUCGCCCCCGCCGCCGGGGCUGACGCUAGGGAAGAAGUGCAGCAGCACCAGCAGCCUCCACGCCAGCCCCUUGCCCCGCCGCCCUGCUGCCCACCACGCCAAGCCCUUCUACACUGUCGACCCCCGGGGCUUCCUCUCCAUGCCCUCGUGGGUGACGGACUUCUGCAAGGACACCCCCUCGCCCGGGCAAGGAGAGGAACCGGACGGCCCUGGCAGAUUGGGGACAGGGGAGCGCGGCUCCCCGCUGCCGUCCGAGCUGGAGCUGGGUGACGGGGUCAGCAAGAGGAACAGAUGAGGGUCCCUGGGGUGCAAGGGGGGGAGCGUUCGGCCGCCAGCAUGGGGAGCGCGUUUCGCCAGCUGCUCCCCAGCAGCGAUUCCAAAGGAUUUGCGGGAAAAAGAACCAGGCAAACAAAAAAUUAUAAAUAUAUAUAUAUACAUAAAUAUAUAUAUAUAUAUAUAGAAUAAAUACUCUGGUACCGUACCUCAGAGGCGUGGGAGAGUGCAAGCAAUACGGGAACAGUCCUGCCCGAGGGCAAGACCUGGACCAUCACUGCAGAGACUACAGUGACUAGAAAAGGCCAUGGGGCUGGGAGGGAUGGGACCCUCCUGCCAGGUGACUGCUGCCUGGCAGCCAUUUAGUUAUAUACAUAUAUAGAGAGAGAUCGAUUUAUUUAUUUUUUUUACCGAGAGAUUACGAAUUUCAGAAAGUGCUAAGGAGGAAGGAGCAAAUGGGGGCUGAAGGAGGUGCUAUGCAGAAUUAAGGGGGGUGGGCAAGCAGGGUGGGGUGAAGGGAAGUGGGGUGAGCAGCAAGGGAAGAGCGUCCGGGGCUUGCCUCACCUGUUUCUGGGAACUUCCUUAUUGUUCAUGCUUCCAUUUCAAACAUUAAAAAUUGUGGGCCAGGUCUUCAGGUCUAGCGUAAAUUGGCCAAACAGUGAUUGUGCACUUCUGUUGGUGUAGUGCAGCUGAGCUCUGGCUUGAAGUGAAUUCACUGCUGAAAAUCGCGGGAAAAUCUAGCCCUGGUGGCGGGGAAAAUCAAACAGCUGUGGAGCACGGGAAAUGUUUUGAGGUGAAAAGCCUGGCUUUGAAGGGAAUGUGCAAGCACAGAGGGGGUGCUCAUGGGUGGAGGGGAUGGGGGCUCCGUGGUGUAUUUUUGUAGCUGUUUUGUUGGGUUUGUCCUUUGCAUUUUGUUCUAAAGAAAGAAAACUGCUAAGGGGAAAAAUGUGCAAGGUACACAAGGAAAUUUGGAGUGGGACAGGCAGGGGAGGAGAGGGAGGGAGAGGUAAAAAAAAAAAAAAAAGGGAGAGGGGAAACUGCACUUUUCCCCUUUCAUUUGCAGUAAUUGUGAUAUUUUCUUUUAGAAGCCCAAAGGUGCAAAAACCAUCUCUAGAGAAACCUAUCUGUUAUUUUUGUAUCUAUAGCUAUAUAUAUAUAUAUAUAUAUAUAUAAAAAGAUGACAAGAAUAGAAUUUUAAAAAGGACAAAUAAAAGCAAAGGGGGCUUCAACACAAAACGUAGUGGGCCCCCUGACUGGAUACCAACCCUGCACUACGUCCUGGCAGGAAGACCCUACAAGAGCAUCCUUGGCUUGGUGAUGGCUCUGCCUCUUCUCCAGUGUCACCUCCAUCCUCUGGUGUUUUUCCAAUUUCCAUCAGUGUAGCUGGGAUCAGGGGCCUGCUCUGUGUGCAUCCGUGGAUGUGGGGAGCAGGAACAUCAGUGUGUAUGUCUGUGUGUGUGUGCGUGCACAGAUGUGAGGGUGCUUGUGUGCGUUGUGUCCUGGCUGGCUCACCAGAUGGUGAGAAGGAGGGAGCUGCGUCCAGCUGUAUCACAGGAGACCAUCCAUGUGCUGCGGGGUGGUGGGAGAGGGCAGACCGAUUCCUCAAACCGAGCCUUGCCUCAGGACCCCAAUCCAGAGAUAUGAUCCUCUCCCACGUGGCUGCAGUGAGGCCUCCAGGGGCUGUGUCCCCCAUUCCUCUUCCAGCAAUGUGACCACACACGUCUCCUUCCUCGCUGGGGUCAGCCCACCUCUCCUCUGGUUUUGUGCCCUGGCCAGAUUUACAGGUGGAUAGGAAAGGGCAUCAGCCAGCCACCCAGGGGGCACUAAGACUUUGGGAUGUUUCCUCCUGACCCAGGCAAGACCCACCAAGGUAUUUCAGAGGAAGCAGAGAAGGGCAGCAGAGGGAGGACAGCAGCCCUACAGAGAUGGGGAAGCUGAUGCACUACUCAGAGAAAGAGCAGGGCUCACUGGUGGAUUCCCAU